Molecule: messenger RNA, 1341 nt
Organism: Striga hermonthica
Lineage: Eukaryota; Viridiplantae; Streptophyta; Magnoliopsida; Lamiales; Orobanchaceae
Source: the annotation of a GenBank genome assembly
AUGAGGGAGAUCUUGCACAUCCAGGGCGGCCAAUGCGGCAACCAGAUCGGCGCCAAGUUCUGGGAAGUGAUCUGCGAUGAGCACGGCGUCGACAGCACCGGGAGAUACAGCGGCGACUCCGAUCUCCAGCUCGAGCGCAUCAACGUCUACUACAACGAGGCCAGCGGCGGGAGGUACGUCCCACGCGCCGUCCUCAUGGACCUCGAGCCGGGGACCAUGGACUCCGUCAGAUCCGGUCCGUUCGGGCAGAUCUUCAGGCCUGACAAUUUCGUGUUCGGGCAGUCCGGCGCCGGGAAUAAUUGGGCCAAGGGGCAUUAUACGGAGGGAGCUGAGUUGAUCGAUUCCGUGCUCGAUGUUGUUCGCAAGGAGGCCGAGAACUGUGACUGUUUGCAAGGAUUUCAAGUCUGUCACUCUUUGGGUGGGGGCACUGGAUCUGGUAUGGGCACCCUUCUAAUUUCCAAGAUCAGAGAGGAGUAUCCAGACCGCAUGAUGUUGACAUUUUCAGUCUUCCCCUCGCCCAAGGUGUCCGACACCGUUGUCGAGCCGUACAAUGCCACUCUCUCUGUCCAUCAGCUAGUCGAGAAUGCCGACGAGUGCAUGGUUCUCGAUAAUGAGGCUCUCUAUGACAUCUGCUUCCGUACUCUCAAGCUUGCUACUCCUACCUUUGGUGACCUCAACCACCUGAUCUCUGCCACCAUGAGCGGUGUCACAUGCUGCCUCCGGUUCCCCGGUCAGCUGAACUCCGAUCUCCGGAAGCUUGCGGUCAACCUCAUCCCCUUCCCCCGCCUCCACUUCUUCAUGGUCGGGUUCGCCCCCCUCACCUCACGAGGCUCCCAGCAGUAUCGGGCCCUCACGGUCCCUGAGCUAACUCAGCAGAUGUGGGACGCCAAGAACAUGAUGUGUGCUGCCGACCCUCGACACGGCCGCUACCUGACCGCCUCGGCCAUGUUCCGCGGCAAGAUGAGCACGAAAGAGGUCGAUGAGCAGAUGAUCAACGUGCAGAACAAGAACUCGUCCUACUUUGUCGAGUGGAUCCCGAACAACGUGAAGUCGAGCGUUUGCGACAUCCCUCCAAAGGGUUUGAAGAUGGCUUCGACUUUUAUCGGGAACUCGACUUCCAUUCAGGAGAUGUUCCGGCGGGUGAGCGAGCAGUUCACGGCCAUGUUCAGGCGCAAGGCUUUCUUGCAUUGGUACACGGGCGAAGGUAUGGACGAGAUGGAGUUCACGGAAGCCGAGAGCAACAUGAAUGAUCUGGUGGCUGAGUACCAGCAGUACCAGGAUGCCACGGCCGAUGACGAUGAGUAUGAAGAAGAAGAAGAGGAAGAGGAUGUUAAUGCUUGA